AUGAAACCGGAGCCUGAGGUCUUUAUUUCAUCUCAUAUUCAUCACCUGGAGAUCCAUCACCUGGAGAUCCAUCACCUGGAUAUCCAUCACCUGGAGAUCCAUCACCUGGAUAUCCAUCACCUGGAGAUCCAUCACCUGGAUAUCCAUCACCUGGAGAUCCAUCACCUGGAUAUCCAUCACCUGGAGAUCCAUCACCUGGAUAUCCAUCACCUGGAUAUCCAUCACCUGGAGAUCCAUCACCUGGAGAUCCAUCACCUGGAUAUCCAUCACCUGGAGAUCCAUCACCUGGAGGUUUAUUACCUGGAUAUCCAUCACCUGGAGAUCCAUCACCUGGAUAUCCAUCACCUGGAGAUUCAUCACCUGGAUAUCCAUCACCUGGAGAUCCAUCACCUGGAGGUUUAUUACCUGGAUAUCCAUCACCUGGAGAUCCAUCACCUGGAGAUCCAUCACCUGGAGAUCCAUCACCUGGAUAUCCAUCACCUGGAGAUUCAUCACCUGGAGAUCCAUCACCUGGAGAUCCAUCACCUGGAGAUCCAUCACCUGGAUAUCCAUCACCUGGAUAUCCAUCACCUGGAGAUCCAUCACCUGGAGGUUUAUUACCUGGAUAUCCAUCACCUGGAGAUUCAUCACCUGGAUAUCCAUCACCUGGAGAUCCAUCACCUGGAGGUUUAUUACCUGGAUAUCCAUCACCUGGAGAUCCAUCACCUGGAGAUCCAUCACCUGGAGAUUCAUCACCUGGAGGUUUAUUACCUGGAUAUCCAUCACCUGGAGAUUCAUCACCUGGAUAUCCAUCACCUGGAGAUCCAUCACCUGGAUAUCCAUCACCUGGAGAUUCAUCACCUGGAGAUCCAUCACCUGGAGGUUCAGAUGUUGGGAUGUGACACCUCUGACCACUAG
Molecule: messenger RNA, 897 nt
Organism: Cololabis saira (Pacific saury)
Lineage: Eukaryota; Metazoa; Chordata; Actinopteri; Beloniformes; Belonidae
Product: histidine-rich glycoprotein-like
Exons: 2
Coding region: 1-897 (298 amino acids)
Source: RefSeq, a predicted model, not a curated record